AUGGGGGAGGCGAAGGGAGGGGGCCCGGGGCUCCCUGUGGGAGGGUCCCGCCGAGGCGGUGCCCGUGCGGCGGUGGGGCGGGAGCGAGGUGGGCGAGGCGGUGCCCGCGCCCGCACCGCGGCGGCUGCUGUUCCGCCCGCGGGCGGCCGCGCCCUCGGGCCGCUGCUUCCCGCAGCGCCGGCGGGCGGGAGCUCCUGCAGGAGCGAGCGGCGGGCCCGGCCCCGCCCGGCCGGCCCGGCCCUACCCGGCUGGCCCUGCGGCGGCUCGGGCGGGACCGGGCCGGGAGCGGCCGUGCGGCCCUUCCCCAGCAGGCCGGACGAAGUCCGGGUGCUGCCGCCGCCAGGUGCCGGGGAGCGGCGGGGUCUACUCAGCCAUCAGCUUCACCAUCAGAAUGCACCUGGCCUUGUUUGCCGGUUUCACAUCACUCGGGAGCAGGCUAAGGCAAUUGUGGCUACGUGUCCCUCAUGUAAUCAGCAUGCACUCCCCACCUUAAGUGCGGGAGUGAACCCCAGAGGUCUGAACAGCUGUGAGCUGUGGCAGACUGACGUGACACAUAUCCCCCAAUUCGGCCGAUCUAAAUAUGUGCAUGUGUCUGUGGACACUUUUUCCGGUGCAGUUUUUGCUUCCGUCCACGCAGGGGAGAAAACCUCAGAUGCAAUUAAACACCUCAUCCAGGCUUUCUCCUUCAUGGGCAUCCCAAAAGAAUUAAAAACUGAUAAUGGCCCAGCAUACCAUUCCAGGGAAUUCUGCAGCUUCCUGCAACAAUGGGGAGUGGGACAUAAAACCGGCAUCCCUCAUUCCCCGACAGGCCAAGCUGUAGUGGAGAGGACC
Molecule: messenger RNA, 831 nt
Organism: Hirundo rustica (Barn swallow)
Lineage: Eukaryota; Metazoa; Chordata; Aves; Passeriformes; Hirundinidae
Product: endogenous retrovirus group K member 25 Pol protein
Exons: 2
Biological process (GO): DNA integration
Molecular function (GO): RNA stem-loop binding; zinc ion binding
Source: RefSeq, a predicted model, not a curated record